Messenger RNA from Plasmodium berghei ANKA, 2646 nucleotides. Its product is annotated as conserved Plasmodium protein, unknown function. The coding region runs from base 1 to 2646 and encodes 881 amino acids. The record is from RefSeq and is a predicted model, not a curated record. NCBI's taxonomy places the organism in Eukaryota, Apicomplexa, Aconoidasida, Haemosporida, Plasmodiidae. The transcript has a single exon.
AUGAAAAAGCAAGACUUAGUUAAAAAAAAAUAUGAAGCAACAAAAGCAACAAAUAAUAAAAAACGUUUCGUAUUUAAGAAUGAAUUUAAAUAUGUCGACGCUACAAAUAUUUUAAAAAAUAUAUUUUUAAAAGAGAACCCUCCUAAGCCAAAUUUAUUAAUAAAAAGGGCGCAAACAGUAAAAGGUUAUAUUGCAAAUAAAAAAAUAAACGAUGUUCUUAUUAAAAAAAAAAAAGGUAACACAUUAGAAGAUACCCAAAAAAAUGUUGAUAAGAAAAAUGAUUAUCUAUAUAGAGAUAAUAAGUCAUUACGAAAAGGCACUGAACCAAAUAACACAUUCUUAAUUAAAUAUAGCUCACCUAAAAUAUUUGACUUUCAAAAGAAUAAGAAAAUGGGCACUUCUGUGAUUUCUAUAAAACCCGUUUCUACAAAGAAUAAUAUGAGCCUUUUUCAGCGCCCCCAACGAAAAAAUAUAAUUUAUUCAUCUCUUGAUUCAUCAGAAGAGGAAGAAAUAGAAGAGGGAUAUGAAGAAAUAGGAGAAGAGGAAGAAAUAGAAGAGGAAUAUGAAGAAAUAGAAGAAGAGGAAAAAAUAGAAGAAGAUGGUGAGGUAACAGAAGAAGAUGAUGAGGUAAUAGAAGAAAAUGAUGAGGUAAUAGAAGAUGAUGAGGUAACAGAAGAAGAUGAUGAGGUAACAGAAGAAGAUGAUGAGGUAAUAGAAGAAGAUGAUGAGGUAAUAGAAGAAGAUGAUGAGGUAACAGAAGAAGAUGAUGAGGUAAUAGAAGAAGAUGAUGAGGUAAUAGAAGAUGAUGAGGUAACAGAAGAAGAUGAUGAGGUAAUAGAAGAAAAUGAAGAGACCGAGAUGGACGAAAAAGAAAGUACCGAAAGUGUAAAAAAUAAUAUAAAUGAAGAAUUAAUGAAAGAUAAAGAAAAUGAAAUCAAGUGUAAUAUUGUAAUGGACAAUAAAGAAUAUAUAAAAAAGGAAAGCGAAAUAAUAAUUGAAAAAAAAGCAGAUAAUGAUGAAAAAAAAAUUGAUGCUGAAAAUAAUUUUAAAAAUUAUAUAGAUAAAAUACAAGAAAAGGAUCCUAAUUAUUUAAUACUUGUAAAUAACAUAAUGGAAAAUUUAUUAAAGCAUGAUGAUUUUUAUAAUCUUAUUAAAAAUAGCAUAAAAUUUUACUAUACUAAGAAUGCAAUAAAUAAUAGUUACUUUAAGCUUUUAACUGAUGAUAUAAAUUUCAACAUUAUUGAUAAUCAAAAUGCUGGAAAUAUUGUCUGCAUUAGUGAAAAUAAUAAUCAUUUUAAAAAAAAAAAUUCAGAUGAAUUACGCCUUGAGGAAGAUGAGAUUAACGAAAGAAAUUACGAAGUGAAUUCGCCAUCAAAAAUGCAGAAUGCCGAUGUGAAGAACCAUAAAAGCGAAAUCAAAGAGCAUAUCAUAGAAAAUAAACAAGACAUAGAAAAGGAAAUAAAACAAAAGCAUGUAGGAACUGAUACGUUUGACAUAAAUAACGAAACUACAAUAAUGAUGGAGGAAAAUGAAAAUAGUGAAAAUUAUAUCAAAAGCAAGGAUUAUCAAAUGAUUGAAACAAAUGAGGAUGCAAAGAUGAAUCAAGACAAUAAUAAUAAUGGUAAUAGUAGUAUAGAAAACUAUAGAUAUCCCGAAUCUGAAAAUGUAAAUUGCACGAUAAAUCAGCCCAGUAGUGUUGAAGAUAACAACCAACUUAUAAACAUAAGUAAAAAGGAUCAUACCAUAAGUGAAUCAUAUGCAUGUUCCAGUGAAAAAGAAGUUGAAGACAAUGAAUAUGAAGAACAUGAUAAUACGAAAAAAGAUGGCAAUGAAAUUGACAAAAUCGAUAGUAAUGAUAGUAAAAGUGACGAAGAUGAUAGUGAAGAAAGAGAAGAAAUUAUAACUAAAGAGAAAAAUGUAUCAGGAAGAAAAUUAAAAAGGGAAGAUGAAUCAACUUCAGGUGAAAAAGAAAAUGAAAGCUUAUCGUCAUAUGCAGAUAGCAAAAAUAAGAACGAACCGAACCUUGAAGAAAGUGAAAGUAAAGAGGAAUCUACAUCUGAAGAAAGCGAAAGUGAAUCAGAAAAAAGUGAAAAGGAAGGAGUAUCUACAUCUGAAGAAAGCGAAAGUGAAUCAGAAAAAAGUGAAAAGGAAGGAGUAUCUACAUCUGAAGAAAGCGAAAGUGAAUCAGAAAAAAGUGAAAAGGAAGGAGUAUCUACAUCUGAAGAAAGUGAAAGUGAAUCGGAAAAAAAUGUAAAGAAAGGGGAAUCUACAUCUGUGGAAAGUGAAAGUGAAUCUGAAGAAAAUAAAAAGAAAGGGGAAUCUACAUCUGCAGAAAGUGAAAGCGAAUCAGAAAAAAGUGAAAAGGAAGGAGUAUCUACAUCUGAAGAAAGCGAAAGUGAAUCUGAAGAAAAUAAAAAGAAAGGGGAAUCUACAUAUGUAGAAAGUGAAAGUGAAUCGGAAAAAAAUGUAAAGAAAGGGGAAUCUACAUCUGAGGAAAGUGAAAAUGAAUCUGAAGAAAAUAAAAAGAAAGGGGAAUCUACAUCUGCAGAAAGUGAAAGUGAAUCUGAAGAAAAUAAAAAGAAAGUGGAAUCUACAUCUGAGGAAAGUGAAAGUGAAUCGGAAAAAAGUGUGAAGAAAGGGGAAUAA